Orcinus orca (killer whale) is the source of this 2555-nucleotide messenger RNA. It is a transcript of the gene SGCG, whose product is annotated as sarcoglycan gamma. The transcript has 8 exons. The record is from RefSeq and is a predicted model, not a curated record. NCBI's taxonomy places the organism in Eukaryota, Metazoa, Chordata, Mammalia, Artiodactyla, Delphinidae. Bases 1106 to 1984 code for a protein of 292 amino acids. Gene Ontology annotation, biological process: cardiac muscle tissue development; heart contraction. Gene Ontology annotation, cellular component: sarcolemma; sarcoglycan complex.
AUAAAAUGUUAUCUUAUUAAUUUUUUGUCAAGGGUCUAUAAGUAGAUCUUAAAGCAUAAUGCGUUGUUCCAGAGCAGUUUCUUGCCAGCAUGAAUACUAAUACUUUACAGUUAUCUGACCUCGAAGUGAUAAAGAACUGGUGUCCUUUCCAAUGAUAAUUUUAACACAUAUCUGAAGGAAGCUAGCUGAACCUGAUAGCCUCUGAAAGUCUCUAACAGAAAAAAUUGAAUAUACAGUGUCAAAUAAAAAUGGAAGCCAUCAUGAGUCACCGUUAGAAUAUAAGCUAAUAAUUUAUUAAAAUAACAACGUCCACUUUUUAGAACAAAAAAACUGGAGUUGAGUGUUCUGCCUCAUCAUUUUAAAUCAUGCCUGUCUAGAGUAAGAUCCUUGUUCAGUGCAACACAUCUAACACUGGUAAAUGGCAGGUUAACCAAAAGAGUUAAGGGGGGCAAUGAUAAAACGUGGCUUUGUUACCCAAACUCAGGCCCAGGUGCCUGCCGCUCAAGCAGCCCUGUUCACACUUUGAUUUUUAGCCCCGGAAGACCCAUUUGCAUACUUCUGACCUCCAAAACUAUAAAAUAAUAAAACUAUGUUGGGUUAAGCUAGGUUUGUGAUAGCUUUACACCAGCAAUAGGAAGCUCUAGAUAGGAACAGAAAUAUGUAGCAAGUGGAAACCAUACGUGUGCGUGCGCGCAUGUGCAUGUGUAUACACACACACUUAGAAAACUGCUGUUUUUAUCGAUCUGUAGCAAUACUGUAAAUUAAUGCACUUGCUUUAAAUUCAGAUUCUCUGGCCACCCUUCCCAAUCCAAUCGCAGACUCUUAGCCUAUCUUUUACAGAAAGUGUGGUUUUGCCACCAUUAUUUAGAUGACAAGUGCUUUGAAAUAAAUAUAACAGAGUGCUGUGUUGGGAGUGAGUGGGUGUCUGGGGAAGACUUCUUUGAGAAGGUGUCAUGUGAGCAGGUCUGAAGCUGAGGAGGGAGCUGGCAGAGGGUUUCAGGUGGAAGGGAUGCCCAGGAGUGAGUCCUGACCUGAGGGUUCACCUGGGCUGAUAAAGAGUGAAUGGGGCGCUGUGAGCAAAAGACCAACAGCUGCAGAUGAAGAGAUGGUACGUGAACAAUACACCACGACCACAGAAGGCACCCACAUAGAGCGGCCAGAGAACCAGUCUGUCUACAAAAUCGGCAUCUAUGGCUGGAGAAAGCGUUGCCUCUACUUAUUUGUUCUUCUUUUGCUCAUCAUCCUCCUUGUGAAUCUUGCUCUUACAAUUUGGAUUCUUAAAGUGAUGUGGUUUUCCCCAACAGGGAUGGGUCACCUGCAUGUUACAGAAGAUGGACUUCGCCUGGAGGGGGAAUCGGAGUUUUUAUUCCCACUGUAUGCCAAAGAAAUACACUCCAGAGUGGACUCAUCUCUGCUUCUGCAGUCCACACAGAAUGUGACUGUAAAUGCACGCAACCCGGAAGGAGAAGUUACAGGCAGGUUAAAAGUGGGUCCCAAAAUGGUAGAGGUCCAGAGUCAGCAGUUUCAGAUCAACUCCAAGGACAGCAAGCCACUGUUUACUGUUGAUGAAAAGGCAGUUGUGGUUGGUACAGAUAAACUUCGAGUAACUGGGCCUGAAGGGGCUCUCUUUGAACAUUCAGUGGAGACGCCCCUCAUAAAACCGGACCCAGUCCAGGACCUUAGACUAGAAUCCCCGACACGGAGUCUCAGCAUGGACGCCCCGAAAGGCGUUCAUAUUCAAGCUGCUGCAGGGAAAAUCGAGGCCCUUUCCCAGAUGGACAUCGUUCUUCACAGCAGUGAUGGGACACAGCUUGUGCUCGACGCUGAAACCAUGUGUUUACCCAAGUUGGCUCAGGGGACUCAGGGUCCCGCAAGCAGCUUGCAGGGACUCUACGAAAUCUGUGCGUGUCCAGAUGGGAAGCUUUACCUGUCUGUGGCCGGCGUGGGUACCACAUGCCACGAGAACAGUCACAUCUGCCUCUAAACCAGGGGCGUCUUCCACGGAGCUACCUGCCUCGUUUCGGUGAGCUUCGGAGUGCUGACCUCAAGCCUUCACACCUGGAGCAACUCGACAAAGUAAAGCUGAGUUGGCACAUGGGAAGGAAGUAGGACCUGCUUUCGAAAGGAGCUCAGAAAGAAAAAUGUACCAGUGCAAGUGUUCCCAUGAAACUCCAUGAUCCCAAAGUGGCGGCUGGACCUUAGACACAAAAGUCAAAGGACUAUCAGGAGAAUGUGUUGAUUCCACUAGACUGAUUCAUUUCCAUCAGAACCAUUGUGACUUUCCCUUUCUUGUAUGCGUCGAUCUACAGUGAAAUAUUGAACUGCUGUGUGGAAUAUCAGCUGUGGGUAUCUGACUCCCCAUGAGAGUAGCCGUGGUCCUGCUGAGGUGCCGCGAGAGUUCCAUGAGGUUUUCCUCUGUAAAACCUGUAAGUGCUCUCUUCAUUUUAAUGCAACAUGUGUCAGGUUUCACAAGAAAAUCUUCAAGUUUUGAAGGGACGUUAAGGCUGAUUUGAUUUUCAAUGUGUAGUCAGAGGAAUAAAUUAUACAAAACCAUG